UUGUAUGUGUGUGUGUUAAGUGAUAAUCAGCUGGACUGGCGCUCAGAAUAUAUUAUUAUGCAACGUAUUGCGGUAAUUGGAGGAACCGGCAUGACCGGCCAAUGUGUUGUUGACUACGCCUUGGAGAAAGGUCUCAAGGUGCGUUUGCUUUACCGCACCGAACCCACAAUUCCAGAACGUUUUAGAGGCAAAGUUCAAUUGGUUCAGGGCGAUGCCACCAAAUUGGAAGAUGUAAAGAACCUUAUUGAAGGCGACGGCGCUGUUGAUGGGGUUUGUGUUAUUUUGGGCACUCGCAAUAAACUGGAAGCCACCACAGAAUUGUCACGCGGCACCGAAAAUGUGAUAACCGCCAUGAAGGAAGCCAAAAUUACGAAAUUCUCUGUGGUCAUGUCAUCGUUCCUGUUGCGUCCACUCAACGAAGUGCCCGCUGUCUUCCACAAGCUAAACGAGGAGCAUCAGCGCAUGCUGGACUUGACCAAAGCUUCGGGUUUGGAUUACAUUGCCAUACUGCCCCCGCAUAUUGCUGAUGAGCCGGGAACCAGCUACACAGUGGUGCAUGAUGAGGCGCCAGGACGUUUGGUGUCCAAGGAUGACUUGGGCAAGUUUAUUGUGGAUUCACUGGAUCAGCCAGAGCAUUAUGGCAGAGUCUGUGGCAUAGCCAAGAGCGCCAAGAGCAAUUAAGUAAAGUAAUCCAUUCGAAAUGGUAAUCAAUAUAAAUUAACAUUUAUAUGACGAAUGAUCUGCAUAUAAAUGUUCAUCAAGUUGUUGUGUCAGGCGCUUUUUAAACGUACAAAUAUUAUA
Messenger RNA from Drosophila nasuta, 801 nucleotides. RefSeq names its product flavin reductase (NADPH). Lineage: Eukaryota; Metazoa; Arthropoda; Insecta; Diptera; Drosophilidae. The transcript is spliced from 3 exons. Bases 58 to 681 code for a protein of 207 amino acids. The record is from RefSeq and is a predicted model, not a curated record. Gene Ontology annotation, molecular function: riboflavin reductase (NADPH) activity; biliverdin reductase [NAD(P)H] activity.